Messenger RNA from Caenorhabditis angaria, 1083 nucleotides. Lineage: Eukaryota; Metazoa; Nematoda; Chromadorea; Rhabditida; Rhabditidae. The record is from the annotation of a GenBank genome assembly.
AUGUCAACCCUCAUCAUUCUUGCGUCAUUUUUCCAGUUAUGUAUUGCACAACUGAACUUUGAGGGUUCUACAGGUAUACUGUACUCUCCAAAUUAUCCUGAUAAUUAUUCGAAUAAUGCAAAUGUGGUUUAUACGGUAACUGUUCCAGUUGGAAAUUAUAUUCAUUUAACAUUUUUGGAUUUUGAAACUGAAAAUCCAUAUGAUUUUUUGAAUAUUUUGCAAGGUGGAGGUGAUGACGAUGAGUUGGUUUCUUUGAAAAAGUAAGUUCUUAUCGGAAAGUGAUUAAUUAUCACAGUUUUAAAAGUCAGAUGAUUUCGUAAAGUGUUCAUGAUUAAGAUGUUUGAAUUAAAUCAUGCAAAGAGCAAAAACUGCCUAGAGAUUAAAAUAGAAAAUAACUUGCAGACUAAAGAAGAAAUACAAAAAUUAAAAUUCCAGAUCAAUGAACUAAAUAACUUAUUUUAGUGUAUCUGGAGAACAAACUGGAACUUCUAUGGACAUUUCCGAUUCUCAAUCUACUCUAAUUUUCAAAAGUGAUUUGACUACAACCUAUCGUGGAUUUGCCAUUAGAUUCGAUGCAGUCAAAGCUGGAACCCUUUUCAGUCCAACCAAUUCCUGUCCAAGCCCUCUUCAUGCUUCUUCUUUCGGAAUUGUUACCACACCAAGCUUUCCAUAUAACUAUCCAAAUAAUAUUUCAUGUUCGUAUUUAUUGCUUGCACCAGCUGCACACACGUAAGUUAUAUUUUUCCGAUAUUCUUUCGAAAAUUCCAACUUUUCAGAAUAAUUUUGCAAUUUGUUGCUUUCAACACUGAAGAUGGAUAUGAUAUUGUUUGGAUUUAUGAUGGAUCUAAUAACUCCUUCCCAUUGAUUGGUAAAUAUUCUGGAAACAAAAUACCACCAAUCAUAAAUUCUUCUGGAAAUGCUCUCUAUUUAUAUUUCCGAUCUGAUCUUGUUAACAAUUUCCAAGGAUUUUCUGGAAUAUACAAUAGUGUUAGUGGCGUUCAACCAGUCACAGAUCCAAGCACAAAAUCGAAGAAAAAUCUUCUUAAUUGGCUGAAAGGAAAGAUUGGUAAUUCUUCCAACUAA